Molecule: messenger RNA, 1921 nt
Organism: Hipposideros armiger (great roundleaf bat)
Lineage: Eukaryota; Metazoa; Chordata; Mammalia; Chiroptera; Hipposideridae
Gene: RTCA
Product: RNA 3'-terminal phosphate cyclase
Exons: 11
Coding region: 560-1660 (366 amino acids)
Biological process (GO): RNA processing
Cellular component (GO): nucleus
Molecular function (GO): RNA-3'-phosphate cyclase activity
Source: RefSeq, a predicted model, not a curated record
GGCGGAGGUCGGUGCAUUGCACUGUUUAGACCUUGCUUAGAUCUUCAGCUCUAAGAGUUUCCAGCUCUGGGUAGGACGGGAUCCUCGAGAAAACAGGGAUAAACAUGGAUGUUUGCACAGCCUGCCAGACUACUGGAGGAUGCAGUUAGAAUUGAAACGUAGGCUUUCUGCAAUCUGCGGGUUUUGCUGUGUUCAGCGCACACAUCUUCAAGAGACACAUCUCCUACGGCGCCCCAGGACACCUCUCCUGCUGCCGCCCCAUCUCCAGGAGAGCUCCGGAUUUGCUGGAAUUUUGUCGGCACCGCCUCUUUGAGCCGCGCGACGCACGUGCGCACUGGCUGCUGCGCUGUGCGAACCCGCGUUCACUGGUCUGAGUCCAGGUUUCCUUUCCGCGUAAUCCGUUUUUUCGGGAGCCGCCGCUUCCUCCCUUUUCCGCCAGGCCCCUGCAGCCCCGAGCAAGGACCGCGUUUCGGAGCUGUGGGGCGGAAGCCAGCGUCUCCUCUUCCCCGCGCUCGGGUGGAGGCUGUGUCGCGGUGGGCCGGGUCCCAGGGCGCCCGCCAUGGCAGGGCAACGGGUGGAGGUGGACGGCGGGAUCAUGGAAGGGGGCGGCCAGAUCCUGAGGGUAUCCACAGCCCUGAGCUGUGUCCUGGGCCUCCCCUUGCGGGUGCAGAAGAUCCGAGCCGGUCGCAGCACGCCUGGCCUGAGGCCUCAACACUUAUCUGGACUGGAAAUGAUUCGAGAUUUAUGUGAUGGGCAACUGGAGGGAGCAGAAAUCGGCUCAACAGAAAUAAUAUUUACACCAGAGAAGAUCAAAGGUGGAAUCCACACAGCAGAUACCAAGACUGCAGGGAGUGUGUGCCUCUUAAUGCAGGUCUCAGUGCCCUGCGCGCUCUUCGCUGCUUCUCCAUCAGAACUUCGUUUGAAAGGUGGAACUAAUGCUGAAAUGGCACCGCAAAUUGAUUACACAGUGAUGGUUUUCAAGCCAAUUGUUGAAAAAUUUGGCUUCAAAUUUAAUUGCGACAUUAAAAUGAGGGGCUACUACCCAAAAGGGGGUGGUGAAGUGAUUGUCCAAAUGUCACCAGUUAAACAAUUGAACCCAAUAAAUUUAACUGAUCGUGGCUCUGUGACUAAGAUAUAUGGAAGAGCUUUUGUUGCUGGUGUUUUGCCACUUAAAGUAGCAAAAGACAUGGCGGCGGCGGCUGUAAGAUGCAUCAGAAAGGAGAUCAGGGAUCUGUAUGUUAACAUUCAGCCUGUUCAGGAAGCUAAAGACCAAGCUUUUGGCAAUGGAAGUGGGAUAAUCAUUAUUGCUGAGACAUCCACUGGCUGUCUGUUGGCUGGAUCAUCGCUUGGUAAACGAGGUGUAAACGCAGACAAGGUUGGAAUUGAUGCUGCCGAAAUGCUAUUAGCAAAUCUUAGACAUGGUGGUGCUGUGGAUGAGUAUCUGCAAGACCAGCUGAUCAUUUUCAUGGCAUUGGCCAGUGGAGUUUCCAGAAUAAAAACAGGACCAGUUACACUCCAUUCACAAACGGCUAUACAUUUUGCUGAACAGUUAACAAAGGCUAAAUUUACUGUGAAGAAAUCAGAAAAUGAAGAUGAUGCCUCUAAAGACACUUACAUUAUCGAGUGCCAAGGAAUUGGAAUGACAAAUCCAAAUCUGUAGGGUAUUUACCUUGUAAAUGAUACCGCAAAGAUGUAUUGCACUAAUUCAUUUUGUAAAUACUACAAAACAACGAAGAAGUAACUUAUUAAAGGACCUGACAAAUUUGGAGAUAAAGUACAGAGUGUUCUAGAUUUACUGAGAAUGCUUCAUCAAACUAAUCUCACUUUGAAUUUCUCCUGAGAUAUGGACAAUGAAAUAAACAAGAUUUGGUGGAUAUGUCUGUUAGCUGAUUUCAAUAUUAAAGUAUUGAUAUAAAAUAUU